Entelurus aequoreus (snake pipefish) is the source of this 2964-nucleotide messenger RNA. RefSeq names its product SH3-binding domain protein 5-like, b (gene sh3bp5lb). Gene Ontology annotation, cellular component: cytoplasm. The record is from RefSeq and is a predicted model, not a curated record. Gene Ontology annotation, biological process: intracellular signal transduction; negative regulation of protein tyrosine kinase activity. Gene Ontology annotation, molecular function: protein kinase inhibitor activity. The transcript has 7 exons. The coding region runs from base 381 to 1778 and encodes 465 amino acids. NCBI's taxonomy places the organism in Eukaryota, Metazoa, Chordata, Actinopteri, Syngnathiformes, Syngnathidae.
UAAAGCAUGAAAAAAGUAAAGGGCUGUUAAUCAUUCCGGAUGCACUAUGCCACCCGUGCCUGUCCUCCACCAUGUGUGAGAGGAUGACGUUCAAGAUCCCUCGCUGCGCAGUUGUAUCACAUUGUUUUAGAGGGCAACAAAUGCAAAGCGACAUUUUUUGUUGUUGUUUUUUUUUACUGCCAAUUUGCUCUCGGCACAUCGGAGAGAAGACAGGAAGCUUGUUGGCAUGUAGCACGUUCGGCUAGCGUUGGCAGGACGGCGCGGUCUCGCCUAACAACACGGCGCUGAGUCGCAGCGUGGAAGAAAGCAAAGGUCGCCUGUAAAAUCUUGUUUUUUGUGGAGGAACUAACGCGGUCCGAACGCUAGGCGACAGGCCGCGUAUGGAGCCCGGGACCUCGCGUGAAACUCGGACCGACGCAGGGUGCCAUAAACGGGCGGACAUGCGAGAGAACACGCCGGGGGAGGAGGCGAAAGGCGGGAAUGGCGGCACUGUGAUGCUCAGGCGAAGAGGCGGAGACGAAGCUGUAAAGUUGAAGGAUGAGAAAUGUGAAUAUGGCGGAGAGGUUGAGGACCAGGUGAAACGUGAUGAUGAGGAUGUUGGUAAAUACGAGGAGGAACUGGACCCGAGAAUUCAGGAGGAACUGGAGCACCUCAACCAGGCCAGCGAUGAGAUCAACAAGCUUGAGCUUCAGUUGGAUGAUGCAAGGUCCAGCUACAGGAAGAUCCUCACAGAUUCUGCCAGGAAGCUGAAUGCUCAGGGUUCCCAGCUGGGUGCCUGCAUUGAAAAAGCGAGGCCUUACUACGAAGCACGCAGGUUGGCCAAAGAGGCACAACAGGAGACCCAGAAAGCUGCUCUCAGGUAUGAGAGGGCUGUGUCCAUGCACACUGCUGCCAGAGAGAUGGUGUAUGUAGCAGAGCAAGGACUGUUGGCUGACAGGAACACAAUGGACCCUACCUGGCAAGAGAUGCUCAACCAUGCUACAGCUAAGGUAAACGAGGCUGAGGAGGAACGCUUUCGGAGUGAGCGAGAACACCAGCGGGUCACGCAGCUCUGCCAAGAGGCUGAGGCACGAGUGCAAACCCUCCAAAAAUCACUAAAGAAAGUCAUUCUCAAGUCCAAACCCUACUUUGAGCUAAAGGCUCAAUUCAACCACAUUCUGGAGGAACAUAAGGCCAAAGUUGUGCAACUGGAGGAGCAUGUGUCAAAAGUGAAAACGCGUUACUCUGUGGCUCUGCGAAACCUUGAACAGAUCAGUGAGCAGAUCCAUGCACAGAGAGGGCGAAUCCAAGUCAGCAGGGGGCGACCAUCUGUAUGCGGUGGACGGAGCUCUCCGGUUGGCGCUGAAGCUGAUAUCAGAGUUGCUGUCGGAGUUCCGCUACAUAGCGUUGUGGGAGCAAGUGAGAUAGAGAGCGACUGGGUUGACAAUGAAAAAACUAGGCUGUGGGUGGAGAAGCACCGGGAGAGUGGUUGGGGCCACAGGGAACAGCUGGUGGGGGAGCAUGGCGGUUCAGACCGCUUGUCCAUCAUCAGUCUGCAGACCAUUGUUUCAGACCUGGAGAAAUGCGACUCGGUUGAUCACCUCGGUGACCUCAGCGAUGUUGGCAGUGUGCUUGGGGAGGUGUGGGACUGGAGCAAGAAGAAUACGCUCAAGCCUGGCAAUGUGGUGGAAGUGGCAGACAGACUCCAGCAGGCUAAGACCCACCAGCAGAUAGCAGCUGAUGGCAUAAAGAAGCAGGAGAGCUUCAUCAAGCAGCACCACAGAAGUGUCAGUGUCUAAUGUUUGGACAAAGCUGUUGAAUGAUUAGGAUGAACUUAUUAGUAACUUGAGUGUGGACAAGACAACAACAAAAAAGUUACUAUCCAUUUGGUUAACUUCUGGAUUUUUUCCAAUACCUAUUUAUUCAGUAACACUGUCUCUUAAAGCCCUUUGUGUCCAUUUACACUUUACAGUUACCGUAUUUCUCUGCAAGCACUCUUUUGUUGUAAAUUCAUCUAUCGCGGCACAUGCUUGUAUUCAGGUAGAUGUUACUAUGCUAUGGACAAAAUAUUAAUACAUUGCAUGUAAAACUUAGCACAGAUAUGCCUCAUUGCGCCACCGCACGCAGGCACCCUGCAAAACGCUCUCCAAACUGGUAACUUCUGCUGGAUGACACACAAGUUUCUGGAAAACGUGAAGAACAAGGGGCUUUGUAAUCUCUGGAAACAGGCAGGAAGUUGGAAAGAACAACAAAGUGAGUCAUGGAAAAGUGAUAGAAAGUUGGGACGGGAAAAGAGUGCUGGAGACCGACAGAGGCGCUGAUGGACCCUAAAAUUCCUGGGAGUCUGUUUGGAGAGUAGGCCACAAAAAACGUUAUAGAGGCAUGACGGUUCAAGUCACCGCCAAAUGACAGGAGAUCUUUGACAAAUUUCGAAGCGGAUGUCAGGGUCACAAUUCCACUACAGUUUCAAUGAACCAGCAGUGAAAAUUAACGAGCUCAGAAACCUUUAAAGAUUUUUUUUUUAUAUCAGAGUAGGCAAGGUGAUAACAGCCAUCUUGGCAGGUUCAGCUCUUAGUUGAGUCCACAAUAAACUCCAAGGAACCUACAUACCCAGCAUUAGAAAAACAUUUCUCGGACUUAAAAAAAAGGCGGUUAUCCAAAGCCUUUGUAACACGAGCCAAGCAUGCAGUUCCUGAAGUGAAUGAGAGAACAUAAGAAUGUUAUUGAGCUAAACAAAAAACAAGUGUUUUAACGUGUUUACAUCUCCCUCCUUGAUGAGAACAAUGUUACAUUAUAUGUGCCGCUUAAUCCAGCCUGCUAGUAUUUGCACUUUUCAACAAAAAAGAUACCUGCGCCAACCAAGGCUGACCUCUCCGACAGUGUUUAAUAAAUAAAACGGAUCUUACGUGUAUUUUUUAAUUAAUAAUUCUCUCUUCUUUUAUCAGAUUUUUCCAAGAUUCUGCAAGUGUUCUUCAUGAAGUGUUU